UGGAACUAUUGAUCUUACAAGAACGGAUCCAAGAAUUCUCAUCGAAUUACUUCCAGCGGCUGAUGAAUUAGCUCUUACUGAAUUAUGUGACCAUCUCGAAGAACAUCUUGUAGAUUAUAAUGUCAGAUCUUCGAUAAAACAAAAUUUCGUUCUUUCACAUCGAAUAGCGAAUCAACAUCGUUUUGAAAAAUUCUCUGCUUUAUGUGAAAAAAUUCUCAGUCAAGAUCCCGGCGCAUUGUUUAACGCUAACGAUUUCACUGACAUAGAACAUGAUGUGUUAUUAUCCAUCUAUCGUGAUUGUCAUUCUCAAUUCAGAGAAAUAGAUUUAUGGAAUAAGUUAUUGGAAUGGUCAAUUGUAAACACUCCUUCAUUACCUCACGACAUAUCGCAAUGGACGAUCGAUGAUAUAUCAACUUUUGGUGCUUUGGCGAAGCCUUUCAUUGAAUAUAUUAAUCUUAUUUUUAUAAGCCCUGAUGAUUUUUUUCAUAAAAUUAGACCUUUUCGCAGAAUUUUUGAUGUAGAACAUUAUAUACAAAUCUUGGAAUAUCAUAGCUUCGCUCAACUUCGUGAAAAUACGCUUUUUAAUAAGCCUGUUCAACCAAAUUUGGAUUCAAAGAUAAUUUCUAUGCAGCAUAUGGCCUUGAUUUCUAAAUGGAUCACUGAAUCUAAAGAUGUUUCUAACUUAGCUGGCUCGGUUUCUACUAAUCCUCCAUCUUAUAAAUUUAAAUUGUUAUUACGAGGAAGUCACGAUGGUUUCACUCCAAAAAUGUUUCACGCUUAUUGCGACCAAAAAGGUCCUACCGUUACCGUUAUUCAUACUACAAAAAAGAAAAUUAUUGGCGGUUAUAAUCCUUUAGACUGGCAUUCAAGAUUUAUUAGUCAUUCCAUGGACAAUUAUGAGCGAACUAAUGAAAGUUUUAUUUUUUCUCUAGACCCAAAACUUGCUAAUCAAUCUAUUGUUAGUAAGAUUAAAGAUGAUAAAUAUGCUAUUUAUCAACGAAUUUACGCUGGUCCUUGUUUUGGUAAUGGUGGUGAUUUAAUAAUUAAAGAGAAAACUGGUUUUUGUUAUAAAAAAAGUUAUGAAAACAGUAUUAUACAGGAAGGUGAAAGUAAUGAAUUUUUGAUUAAUGAUUAUGAG
Messenger RNA from Racocetra fulgida, 1138 nucleotides. NCBI's taxonomy places the organism in Eukaryota, Fungi, Glomeromycota, Glomeromycetes, Diversisporales, Gigasporaceae. The record is from the annotation of a GenBank genome assembly.